Molecule: messenger RNA, 1251 nt
Organism: Limanda limanda (common dab)
Lineage: Eukaryota; Metazoa; Chordata; Actinopteri; Pleuronectiformes; Pleuronectidae
Gene: hemgn
Product: hemogen
Exons: 4
Coding region: 37-924 (295 amino acids)
Source: RefSeq, a predicted model, not a curated record
UUAUCUGACUUCUUCUGUGCGCUCUGCCCGCCUUCCAUGAGUUUGAAUUCAUUCAUAGUGGGACUAAGAAUGGAGGAGACGUUGGAGCAGGAGAAACAAGAGACAGAAGGUGGAAUCCGCCGCCGAUUGCGGGACAGGGAUCUGCUCAGAAAGAGGAAGGCCGAGGCGGAAGAGAAGGAGACUAACCAGUGGGUUGUGAGAGAGGAGAGGCAGAGGAAAAGAUCGAGGGCUGAUGAAAAGAGCGGCACAAAAAAGAGAGGGAGGCCCAGGAAGGGUGAGCCCACGCUGGAGAUACCUGUCAGUCAGGACGAGGCAGCAUCUGCUCCGGAGGCUCCUGCAGUAAUGGGAGUAGUGCCUGAAUCUGUGGGGGUUGACUCAGAGCAAACAUCAGGCUCUCUGACCCCCUUGUGCGAUACAGGAGAUGACAAACUAGAGUCACAACCAGAGUCUGUCCCUGUCGCCCCUGCCUCCAUCCAAGUCCUGGAGCGUGCCAUGACCUCUCUCUAUGCUCCUCUUCUGACUUCUCCAGCACCAGUUAACCAGAGUCCAACCCUUCUUUCUUUCUCAGUUCCUGCCCCUCUCCCCACCAGUGUUGUAGAUGGAGCUUUGGUUCUUCUGAAAGCUCCAGAUGCUGUUUCAGUCCCAGCUCCAUCUCAAGUCCCUGUUCCAGUUCCAGCUCCUCCCCAGGUAGAGACCCUCUGCACAGAGGAACGAGACAGAGACGCCUUUGACCAGGUCCUGAUUGAAGACUUGGGCCCAGAUGAGGAGGAAGACCUCUCCCUAUUGCAAGACAAAACAGCUGAUGAAGAUUUGACUGAGCCACCGUCGAUCAAUAUACCUGAACAAGACAGAAUGUUCUCCAUUCCAACGUUGUCCUCUCAACCUCCACCAGAAUAUCUCCAAGGAAAUUAUUCUAGCUUGUAAAAAGAUACUUUUGUCUCAGUUCAGGACAAGCAGAGCCAGAUUCCUUCCCUUCUUGUCAGUGUGCACCUGAGUAUUGUUUUGGUUGGUGUGCAGCCUGUUGGUUGAAGAGAACAAACAUGCUGAGCAUUAGCAUCGCUUAUUUGAAAAAAAGAAUGUAUGAAUUUAAAUCAAACCUGUAUCCAUUAUUUAUUCUUGGUUUGUGCUUUGCAUUAAGUCAACGGAAAAACUUACUAGCUUUUAUUUUAGAGGUGAAUUGUCUGUAUUACUGGUAAUUCUUUGUUAGUUUAUUUUUUUUUACCAAAUAAAAUACAAUGCUUAUAAUCUUAA